CUUCUGGUCAAAUGAUUUAGCAAGAAACUACCACCCCUGCCAGUAACAAGGCAGGCAGCCCCCUCUGGGCGGGGCAGUUUGCAGGGUCCCCCAACAUGUGCCCCAGCACCUCCCCCAGGGCCCACAGCCAGCACUGCCUUCCCCGAAGCUAUGCGGCCAGCCUGGGCGCUGCUUGCCUUGGGCAGCCUGGUCUUGAGCGCCACGGGGGACCUGUCCCCAGAUGUUUGUUCCCAGACCUUUAACUCAGGUGUGAAGCCGGGAUUUCCCAAAACAAUCAACACCAACAACCCAGGAGUCCUCAAAGCAGCCAGAUACAGUGUUGAAAGGUUCAACAACUGCACGAAUGACAUCUUCUUGUUCAAGGAGUCCCAUGUCAGCAGAGCCCUGGUCCAGAUAGUGAAAGGCCUGAAAUACAUGCUGGACAUGGAAAUUGGCAGAACUACUUGCAAGAAAACCAAGCACCCCAGUCUGGACAACUGUGACUUCCAGACCAACCACACCUUGAAGAUGAUCCUCAGUUGUUACUCUGAAGUCUGGGUCAUCCCCUGGCUCCAGAGGUUCGAGGUGCCCGUUCUCCACUGUCACUGACUGCCUCUCAGCAAUACCACAGCUGCUGGCACUUCUGAAGUAGUAUCUCCCGGCAAGCAGAAUGGAAGUGCCCACGGGCUCAUUACAGAGUAACUGGGAUGGAAGAGUGACCGCCCCACAGUUAAAAUAAAUACUUCGAAUUCUCUCCUAAGCUAAUUCUGCUGAUGCUGUGUGCCUGGAUUCAGAGUCUGAACAUACAGGACUAAAUCCUCCAGUGGAAAUGUUCUGGGCUCUCAACUCCUGAAGGAGCCCCUCCCACCCAGGCCCUGGGUCCCCGAUGCAAGCCCGAGAUCUAUCCUUUCGCCUGAAUACUUGCACACUGGACGAAGGGAUUCAGCUGCUAUUGAGCACCUUGACCUUUCAUCAAUGAAGUUAUAAAUAAACAUGAAUAAGAACUGA
This is a messenger RNA of Myotis myotis, 987 nucleotides long. RefSeq names its product cystatin F (gene CST7). Gene Ontology annotation, cellular component: Golgi apparatus; late endosome; lysosome. The record is from RefSeq and is a predicted model, not a curated record. The coding region runs from base 151 to 588 and encodes 145 amino acids. Gene Ontology annotation, molecular function: cysteine-type endopeptidase inhibitor activity. The transcript has 4 exons. Gene Ontology annotation, biological process: positive regulation of myelination; immune response; negative regulation of microglial cell activation. NCBI's taxonomy places the organism in Eukaryota, Metazoa, Chordata, Mammalia, Chiroptera, Vespertilionidae.